AUGCCUCCCAAGAGGAAGCGCUCAAACGAUGCCGACGACGACGAGAGAGACGGCGGCUCAAAUAAGCAAUACGCCUACCUCAAACCUCGUGUUCGACAUAUCUCGGAGCGAACGAUUAAGGCAAAAUGGACGACGCUACCAGAACCCGUCCAGCAGAAGGUCUUGGAUAUGUUUAGAUCUCUCGAGCGGCCGGUCAUAGUAAGACAACGUGAUGAGCGCAAACGCAUCGAAGCGCAGACAGCGGUGGGCGCGCUGGUUAGAAACUUAGGGAGACGACUCCCACGAAUGCCUUUCCCGCCGAUAACGAAAGAUACCAAUUUUGACUAUGAGUCCGCCAUUGAUGAACACCGUUCUCUAGAGGCACACUUGGCGACCGUGAACAGCAGUAUUGACUUGCUUCAAGCAGAGAUCGAUAAAGAGGAAGCAUUGCUCGCGAAAGAGACAAAGCAACUGGAAGAAAUGGAAAAGAACGCUAAAGCAGCGGAGUCAGAAAGGAAGAGACAAAUGAAGAAUGAACAUCCUGUUCUUCGACAGCUCGACAAUAUACCCAACGGAAACGAUGAAGGAUGGUCUAACUUUGUCAUCCCUGAGAUAAAAGGCCGGGAAGUGGCUCUAUGUGAUCUUCAACCGGAUUCCGAAGUCGCGGGUCUCUUAAAGCAAUUAAACGGCCACCUUCAGUCAAUGCACAAUAAUGUCGCUCCCCUUGACGGUUUAAAGGAAGCAAUUACCCGAUCGCAGGCGGCAUUGAAUUUGUUGCCCAUUCCAGCCGACUGA
Paecilomyces variotii is the source of this 774-nucleotide messenger RNA. Its product is annotated as CENP-Q, a CENPA-CAD centromere complex subunit-domain-containing protein. The record is from RefSeq and is a predicted model, not a curated record. The transcript has 5 exons. Lineage: Eukaryota; Fungi; Ascomycota; Eurotiomycetes; Eurotiales; Thermoascaceae. Bases 1 to 774 code for a protein of 257 amino acids.